Myripristis murdjan (pinecone soldierfish) is the source of this 10296-nucleotide messenger RNA. It is a transcript of the gene mtcl1, whose product is annotated as microtubule crosslinking factor 1. The transcript is spliced from 14 exons. Gene Ontology annotation, biological process: regulation of autophagy. Bases 421 to 6030 code for a protein of 1869 amino acids. NCBI's taxonomy places the organism in Eukaryota, Metazoa, Chordata, Actinopteri, Holocentriformes, Holocentridae. The record is from RefSeq and is a predicted model, not a curated record.
GGUACGAGGAGGCGAGAGCCCCAGCAGAUAGCCGAAUAAAACAGAGGGAUGGAGACCCGUUUCUGCAGGAGGAGAGGAGGGUCGCCGUGACAGCCACUGACUCCGUUUGUUGCAACUUAAGCCUCUCAAGCAGCGACUGCAGAUGCAACCUGUCUCUCAUCCCACCCGUCCCAGUAAUCCCCUUUUAUUGCAGCGUUUCCUCCAAGGAGCCUUCUGACAGAGGGGACUACAAUGACAACCUGGUGAAUGCACACGGGAUGGAAUAAAACAUCCAGGACAACGCAGGAUGCGCAUCCCCAACCCAAGGAAGAAGGCAGUGAAACCUGACUGUAUUUCUGGUGUCGCAUGUCAGAGAUUUUCCGCGGUGCUGUGGAUUGAUCGUUUCCUCCAUCACCCUCCUGCUGCCGGUGUCGGUGUAUAAUGGAGAGCUCCAAUGGCUCUGGCAGCGACACCAAACCGCAGAACCACCAGUUGGAGAAGAAAAGACUGAACCGAGCACCCUCCCCGGCGAGACCUUUCCUCAAGGAUGUGCACUCCCGCUCCGCCAAACCACCUGCCAUCGUACCAAAAUCGCCCAAACUCAGCAAGCAGCAGCCGUCUCCCACAGUGCCCUUAGCCCAUCCAAACCGCAGCUCCAGGCGCAACAUCACCGGGGCGAAAGACAAACCAGCCACGGUAAAAAGUAACACCAAGACUACUGUCGCGAAAAAGACCACAAAGGUGCCCCAGCAUGCAGCCGCCGAGGCCAAAGCCGCCAGCAAACCGGACAGCACCGGCAGUCCGAUCCUCGCCAAAGGCAAGAAGGGGAAAUUAGCGUCUGGGUCUCCCGGGCCUCUCAGCCAUGGAUCCCCGAUCCGGGUUCCGACCGGAGCCUCCCUCGGCCGGGUCAGCCAGACAGACAGCAGCUCAGACUUAUCAGACUGUCCAUCCGAGCCGCUGUCGGACGAACAGCGUUUGGCGCCGGCUGCCAGCAGCGACGCUGAAUCCGGUACCGGCUCCAGUGACCGGGAUCAGCUGGGAGGCGAUAAUCCUCUGCGUGCAGAAGCGACCGGAGCUGCUGCCGCUGCGCUGCGCACACCGGAGGCUCCCUCCGCCAAGGGAAGCAUGUCUCAGGCUCAGUCCGCUCCGGGGCCACACGGAGAGAAAUGCAAGCCGGAGAAACCCGCAACAAGCGCACAAUUCAAACUGCAAGGCACCAAGGAAUUAAUCGAGGAGGAUCUGUUGCGGGAAAUAGAAGAUUUGCGCUCUGAAAACGACUACCUCAAGGAUGAAGUGGACGAGCUGCGGGCUGAGAUGGAGGAGGUGCGGGACAGCUACCUGGAGGAGGAGGUGUACCAGCUGCAGGAGCUGCGGCGGGAACUGGACCGCUCCAACAAGAACUGCCGUAUCCUGCAGUACCGCCUGCGCAAGGCCGAGCAGAAGAGCCUGCGGGUGGCCCAGACCGGCCACGUGGACGGAGAGCUGCUCCGUAACCUGGAGCAGGACCUCAAGGUGGCCAAAGAUGUGUCGGUGCGUUUGCACAAUGAGCUGGAGAGCGUGGAGGACAAACGCAGCAGAGCCGAGGACGAGAACGAGCUGCUCAGACAGAAGAUCAUCGAGGUGGAGAUUUCCAAACAGGCACUGCACAACGAGCUGGAGCGGGCCAAAGAGACUGCACUGAGGAGACGCGGAAGCAGGGAGGCAUUUAAGGAGAAGAAGUCCUUGAGUCAGGAGGACAGUGCAGACCUCAGGUGCCAACUUCAGUUUGCCAAGGAAGAGUCCACCCUGAUGAGGAAGAAGAUGGCAAAGCUCGGCCGGGAGAAGGACGAGCUGGAGCAGGAGCUGCAAAAGUACAAGUCAGUUUACGGGGACGUGGACAGUCCCCUGCCCCUCGCAGAGUGCUCUGGUGGGGGUCCUCACACUACGAGGGAGGCCGAACUGCGAUUACGUCUCAAACUGGUGGAGGAGGAGGCCAACAUCCUGGGCAGGAAGAUAGUGGAGCUGGAGGUGGAGAACCGCAGCCUUCGGGCGGAAAAUGAAGACAUUCGUUGUCAGUAUGAAAGGGACUGCUUUGGCCGGGAACCGUUCUCCAGCAUGCCCUCAUCACCUUAUGGCGGAGAUGCGUUGGAGUCGGCCAGUGAGCUUCGCCGCCACCUCCAGUUUGUCGAGGAGGAGGCUGAGCUGUUGCGUCGUUCCAUCUCAGAGAUUGAGGAUCACAACAAGCAGCUGACCUCUGAGCUGAACCGCUUCAAGUUUGGCCCUAGCAGCAGUUCUGGGUCGGUGGGGGAGGAGGGCAGUGAAGGAGGGGUGUAUAAGCCUGGCAAUGGUAACGGCUCCACCUCUAGCAUGAUGAUGGAGGAGCUAAAGGCAGCCAGGAUGCAGAUCAACGAGCUGAGUGGGAAGGUAAUGAAGCUUCAGUAUGAGAACCGGGUCCUCAUGUCCAACGUUCAGCGCUGCGACCUGGCUGCCCACCUCGGCCUGCGCACCGGCAGCCCACGGGACAGCGAUGCAGAGAGCGACACAGGCCGCCGAGAGGCCUCUGAGGACGAGGAGGCAGGUCGACUCCUCCUCCUCCAACCCAAGAGGGAAGGGCCUGUUGGAGGCGAGAGCGACUCAGAAGACCUGUUUGAGAAAACGGCGACCACCUCAGGGUUCGGAAGCAUCAAACCCUCAGAAGGCAGCGAACUCAGUGCCACCGAACUCGCCAAUCGCAGGAGAGAAGACCGUGAGUCGUUCACCAAUGUGAAACGCGAGGCGGAAAGGCUGGGGAAGACGGUGGACCGCCUGAUCACGGAUACGGACAGUCUGAUCUUUGAGGGCAGGCUGCUGGUGACGACUGCAGAAAGCCUGGAGGGAGGGACCGUGUCUGGAUCCAAACCCGACACCCAAGUCCUGGAUACCAUCAACACUCGUAUGAAGGCCUUCCGCACCGAGCUGCACAUCUUCAUGGAGAAAGUGGAUCAUCUGGGGGAGGGGCUGAGAGAUAGAGCAGACGAUCUGUCGCCCAUGCCCAACCUCACAGAAUCCAGCAGCUUCCUGUCCACGGUUACCUCCAUGUCCCGUGACUCACCCAUUGGCACCUUGGGAAGGGACCUUGUGACAGACUUCCAGCUCCGGGACACGACCGCCUCUGACCUCCAGUUUCGUCUGGAUCACGAGCGAAGGCUGAGAGCGGCGCCAGAGGACCGGGAGACAGCUGGUUCACUACUCCAGGAAGAAGAGCGUGUGCGUUUGGAGGCCCGGCGUGGAGGUCUGGAGCUGCAGGGGCUGCAGAGCCACGAGCCUCCCUGGGCCCAGGAGCGAGCCAUGCUGCAGCAGGAGGUCCGGCUCUUCAGGCACAACACCAUCAUCUUCUACAUGAAGCUCAGGUGGAUCCUCAUGCACUGGAGGCUUGGCCGCAGGGCCGACACCGGGGACGAGACGCCACACCCUGACUUUGAGAAGUUGGAGGGCAUCCCAGAGUUGGGGGUGAUAAUGGAGCAGGCAGAGGGGGAGUCAGAGAGAGAAGACCGACUGUGUACGCCACAAACCCCGGGGGACGUCCCAGAUCCUGGGCCAGGCAUCCCUCUGCCGUCCCCUGACCGACUGCAGCAUCAAAGACAGUUUGGGGAGAACCGUCGGAUGCUGCAGGCCUUGCGGACGCUGCUGGAGGAGUUUCGCGGCGAGCUGAGGGAGGAGGAGGCGCGGCGGUGCCAGCUCCAGCAGUCCUACGCCAAUGACAAAGCAGCCUGGGAGGUCAAGUGGGCAGAGAUGAAGUGCCAGGUUGCCCAGCUGGAGGAGGAGGCACACGGCGAAGUGCGAGGCGAGGCGCAGGGAGAUGAAGCGGGCCGAGACCCCGAGUGGGCCUUCAAACAGGAGCGCGAGGAACACCGGCGUCUGCUGGCCGAGAGCCACAACACCUCCCUGGACCUCCGCUGGAAACUUCAGCACGGUGAGAAGAGGUGGAGCCGCGAGAGGGCCGAGCUCCUGGAGCGCUUCGACCGGGAGAGGCAGGAGUGGGACGGCAGCAUGAGGGAGCUCCACCGCAAGAUGGAGAGGCUGCAGAGGGAGCUGAGCACUCGGCGAGGCGAGGGCACUGACAUCAAGGAUGGCGGUCCAGGCCACAGGGCGGUGUUUUCCCCCCAGGACAGCCCCUGUAACGCCCCUCGCUCCCCGCGGUCGCCACGUUCCCCACGCACAUCCACCCCGGUCCCCACCACGCGCUCCCACUCCGACUCUGAGGCCAUGCUGGAGGACCAAGGGGCCGCGGUGAGGCUAAAAGGCCCGGCGGAGAGCCUGUUCCUGGAUGCUCUGUCUCUGGACCCCCUGAGCGGCCUCGAGGUCCCUCCACCCUCCAGACUGGAGAGCGAGAAGAGGUUCCCCUGCAUGAAGGAGGCCCUGAAUGAAAUAGCAGAGAGAGAAGCUCAGCCUGAAUACCCAGAGGAGGAGAUGAGCAGUGGGAGCUUGCUCAGGGCCAAGUCGGUGUGCUCUAUGAGUGACUUCCAACGUUUGAUGGACAGCUCGCCAUUCCUUCCUGACAAGACUCGCCACGGUGACCAAGGGCAGGAUGACGUCACCCCACCCUUGUCCCCAGACGACCUCAAAUACAUUGAGGAGUUCAACAAUAAGGGCUGGGACUUCCCAUCUUCCACCUCUGGCCUGGGUACUGCGCUGGAGGGGUGGACAGACAGACCACCUGAGGCGCGGGGAGGAGAACCCAAUCCUGGUCCAUUCCAGCCAGCGUCCUGGUUCCUCACCACCAGCGCCACCCUGACCACCAGCACCCUGAGCAGCCCUGAGCACUGCCACAAGUCCCCGCUGAGGGGCAAUGGAGCAGGGGCGGCAGGGGUGGGGGUGGAGCACUACGGGAUCCAUGUCCUCCACAGCCCCACCAGGUCCGGGGCAGCUGAGCGCCCUGCUUCCCAAGAACCGGACUUCCUGUACACCAAAGGGACCAAAGCCAGGGGCGGUGUUGAGGCCGGGGUGGGGCCUAGCGGACCAGAUGAGGUGUUUAGCAGUGGGAGGUGGCCAUGUGGCCUUCUGGAGGGUGGUGGAUUGCGGACUCCUCCUAGUCAGUCUCCUAUCUGCCCCACUGUGGGCUACGCGUCCUCUCUGGAGCUGCAGCUCUCCAGGAACAUGAGUGAUGACAUGAAGGAAGUGGCCUUCUCUGUGAGGAACGCCAUUCGAUCCCCGCAAGGCCCCAUGGUCCGGGACACCGCCUGCCAGACCAAUGGCUUCACCACGCGAGGCACUCAGACCACCCAGACCAUCAGUGUGGGUCUACAGACGGAUGUGCUGAGGAACCUGACCAGCAGCCCCCACCGGUGCCUCACGCCUAAAGGUGGUGGCUCCACCCCCAUCUCCUCUCCCUCACGCAGCCUGAGGAAAGUCCAGUACUCCCCCGUCGUCCAGAGCAAGUUUGAACGGCCCUGCUGCUCACCAAAGUACGGCUCGCCCAAGCUUCAGCGCAAACUGUCCACGUCCAGCAAGGUGGACAUGCCCAGCACCAGCCGUGCUCCCACGCCCACCACACCCCAGAAGGGCAACAACGAGUCGGCCUGGGCACGCUCCACCACCACGAGGGACAGCCCUGUCCACACCACCAUCAACGACGGCCUCUCCAGCCUCUUCAACAUCAUCGACCACACCCCCGUGGUCUACGACCCCAUCCAGAAGUUCAACAAGUCCCCCAGCCGCUCCCGACCCACCCCUCCCCCCACCACCGAGCCCAGCCCUGCUCACGGGGCUCCCACCGUGGACCCCAAAUCUAUGCAGGAGUUCCUGAGGACUGCUCGCGGGCGUUCGCCCAGCCCUGUGCAGCUGAUAGUGGAAACGCAAGGGGACAAAACCCCGGAGGUUGUGAGCAUACGGCAGGACCUGUCAGCCCCUCCGGGCUACACGCUGGCUGAAAACGCAGCCCGCAUCCUCAACAAGAAGCUGCUGGAGCAAAGCUUCAGAGAGGAGAAGCGGCUGCAGGCUGGGGGUCAGGGCAGCCACAGCAGAGACAACUCCAGGCAGGCCGACUCAGACAGAGGACAGUCUGGAUGUAUGGAGAUCGAAAACACUGACUGAUGCCAUGGUAAUGUUAAAAUAUUUCAGUGUUUCCGUAAUACUGAAUCUUUGCUUCACUAUAGAGACUCUUUAGAGGUUUCUUCUUCUUCUGUACUUUCUUCUUCACUGUAGUGUCUUCCUUGUGGCUUGGCUUUUAUCUCUGUAUUAAACUAUCACCAAGGCCCGACCAAAACAUGAUUUAUGAGACUGAUACUGAUAAUCGGAGAAUUAAAAUUAAUGAACUCCUCAAAAUGAUUUAAGUGGGAUCAUGGUUGCAAAGUACCAUAAUUAAUCUUUACUGGCCUUCUCUAAUGAAAUACUCAACCAGACACUUAAAAUAUACUUACUAUAUUUUCUAGUAUUUUGUCUGGGCACCUGAAGUCUCAGUGCUAGUGAAUACAAAAGGUGAAAAAUCUUAAAAUUAACCUUUAUGCAUUUUGCAAAAUUUCUGUAUUGCACUGAUUAUAUCAGCAUAUCGCUAAAUCUGUCAGAGGCCAACGCUAGCACUAAAUUCACUAAAUGAAAUUGGUGAAUCGAUACAUCGGUCGGGCCCUACUCACCACCCAUUCAGCUGACCUGUGGGAAAAAUAAAUCAUAGAUGCAACAACAUCUUGGGAAGUAUUGCUGGUCAUGUUUAAACGAUGACAUUGAAAGAAAUAUGAAUUCACUCUCCAAAAUUUGUGGAAACAUGUCUCAUGUUGCUUCAUGUUGCUGCAUGUAGCUUCUAUCCUCUCCAUUCAGUGUCGAUAGUAGAUGGUCAUUUAAGACCGCCUUACUGUAUUAAAGGUGUACAUUAUAACAAUAUACUCACAAUAUACAGACACAUAUUUGAAAACCAUAACAUGUACAAUAAGUACAAUAAUCCCACAUCUGCUGAUUCAUACACUCACAUCUAAGUUUUACCAGCUGUUGUUCGGUGUCUCUUAAUCUGUAAAACAGACAGAGUAAGAUUAAAAGUCUUAUUCACGAUUAUAUAGAAGGGAUUGGAGUGUGUGUUGGCUAAAAUCAUUCAGCAAAUGGUGGGUGACAGCUUAAACAAAAUAUCAUAAUGGAUUGUAAUCAUACCUAAACAUGCAAUAUGUCAGUAUUGAAAUACACGCCUGGGUGUGGAUCAUGUAUUAUUGUUGCUGUUGGUGCCUCUGAAGGGACAGAGACACAGAAAAACAGGAUAAAAGGGAAAAUCCAGGCUUGGUGGGUGCACACUUAAAGAAUCCCAUCCUAACUAUGCGGAGUUACAUUACCAGUAACUCAAAUCAAAACACGAAUUUUGCAAAUUCUUGGCAUUUCAUGGUGUUGGCCAUGGCAAUUCGUAGAUAUCUGGCUACCCCCGUUUGUAAAAUGGACACAAUUGCGACGUCCUGGGCUCAAAUCCAGCCCAGGACCUUUGUCGCAUAGCAUCCCCCUCUUCCUCCCAGCAGUUCCUCUCUCUCUCCACUUUCAAAUGUCUGAUAAAGACCAAAAAAAUAAAGAGAGUGACCGUGUUGCUAGGGAGUUAGCUGUGGCCUGUAAGUAUCUGACUGUCCUGUGUGUAUCGACAGCGAGGUCAGAGUUCCCCUGCUGUUUCUUCCAGGUCUAACGUGAAUGGGUGCGUGCUUAUUGCUGUCUAUGUGGCCCACGGGCUGAAAUCAGUGACCUUAUUUCUCUCUGCCUCUGAUAUGCCAGCCUUUAUCCUGUGUUUCCUCUUCCUCUUUGCCCGAAUUUACCGAUUAACAUCUCCCACUCUUUCCUCCCUCCCCUCUCCUCUCCUCUGGGCUUUAUCUCUCCCUCCUACCUGUCUGCUGUGUUCUUAUCCAGAACCACACUGUCAUACUAACAGCUCCUUGGGGACUCUAACUCUGCUUGUCUCCGUGAUGUAAGUUCCUCUUCCUCCUCCUCUUCCUCCUCCUCCUCCUCUUCCUCAAUGACUCCCCAACAUGAUGGGUUCACCGGCUACACGGACCUCUCACCUCACUUCCUGCCCCUCCCCUUCCCUCCCACCUCCUCCUCCAUUAUUGCAUGCCUCACAGGACAGCAAGAGUGACAGUGUGUGAAGGCAUCGGGGUGGUGUCAGAGUGGUGCGGCGGUCAUGCAUCUGUUUCUGUGUCAGUGCUCGCAUGUUCGGUUUCUUCGGUAUUGAUCAUCAUGUUUUUUGUUUGUUUGUUUUGUUUUUUGUUUUAGUUUUUUAAAAAGAUCGCAAAGUCGGCUCAAGUGACUAAAAGAGUCAUCCGAUUGUGUCUUGUUUGUUAUUGGCUGUAUCUCAAUUUGGGAUGUCAUUAUUUGGGCUGUACCUGAGUGAGAAUUACCUCAGUCGACUCAGAUUCAGCCGUUCACUACUAUAGUUUGACUUUUUUUUUCUUUCUAUUUUUUUUUUUUGUAAUCAUAAAUAUUUUGGCAAUCCGAAAACACACUGGCAAAAGAUUCAGCGUUGAUCACAUAGUAACAAAGGCAUCAUAACCAAUCAUAAUACAAGAGUCAUACAGUACAAACAUGUUUUUGAGCAUUUAAAAAAUACAGAAAUCAUCAAGCGCGCUGCAUAAACAAUUUAAUUACAAGCCAAUUUGUAAUAUAUGCAACAUAAUCAGAAUAAUGAGAAAUUAUAAUAAGACAGCACACAGCUGUUAGGUUAAAUGAAGCUCUUAUAGCUUGCUUUAUUUUUUAAAUAUCAGAAAAUGUCGACUUUGUAGAUUUUUUUUCUUGCAGCGGCGUCUGUAAAGUGUAUUUUCUGCAGCAGCGACUCUCAGUGUCCCAUAGAAAUUCUACAGGAGCACUGUGGGUGGCAGUGUGUCUGUGUGCGUCUCCUGCUCUGUCCUUGACCGCAUAUUGCCAUUUGUCACUUUGACUGAUUCGUUUCCUUGCGGUUUUGCAAGGCACAUCGACUGUCUUAACAAAUGACAGCUUGACUCAAAGUAUCUCAGUCGACUGAGGGAGUCCGUGAUAGAUGGUCCGACGCGUCGCCUCUCAGGGAGCAGCCCUAAUGAUUGAGAAGAGCAAAAUGUGGACCAGCACAGCACACUUCUUGUGUACGACGUGAAAAGAUGACUCUUUUGGACAUGCUUCACUUUUGGAGCGACACAAUCCUCAGCAGUGGUUGUUGGAUGUCCUUUUGGGGUGGUAUAUGGCCUUAUGGUAGAUUAUUCUAACAUGACCCCGUUGUGUUUCUACCAGGUCCUCCUAUCUCUGUCACCACGUCUGCAACUGGAUGGACUCUGAUGUUUUAUUGUAGUUUGUUUUGUUUGUUUCAUUGUGUCCCCCUAUCUGUCGGUAUGGUGCUUUCUCUCUCCUCUUUUUACAGUUCCUUCGCCAUUCCUCUCACACUAACAAGCCCGCCAAAGACUCAUUGACGAAGACGGCCGCUAACACUCGUCAUUCUCUGUGUUCUCUCACCUCUGCGGGUUGCGUGUGAUGUCUGACUCUCUGGUGGAAAUUAACUGGGUGCUAUAGUUCACUCUGCAUGCUUAAAGGAAAAAUCCACCCUGUGAUGUGCGCACACUGUUCAGCAUCAUUAGUCUGUGAUGUUCAGUGCAUUCCAGGAGUUGUUUUGUGAUUGUUUCUUUGGUGUGGCCAAUUUCCCUCAACUUGCCCCAUCAAAUUCUGUCUCUGCUAGUGAUUCUCUGCAUUACCCAAAACGCCUUUUGACAGCAGGCAUGACCUUGGCGCAUUCAGCUGUGGAUUAUUCAAGUGGUGCAACAGUGCUUAUACAGUAAGAGCGAGACAGUGAGACUUACUCCAGCUGAGAAAAAGCUGCAGUCGCCCACUGUACUCAAAGCACAACACGCCUUUUAGCUGCAGUGAAUUCUGGUCUUUUGAGGCUACUGUCUGGGAGGAAAUUGGCAUUUCUGCCUCUUCUAUAAUGGAUUUCUCCCCGUGUUGUUCAACACUGGUGCAAAAUGGUGAGUCGAGUAAAGAAUCCAUUUGAAUCUGAGGGACGGACAAAAUAUCACAUUUACUGAUGAUGUUUCAGAUAGCUGAAACAUUUUCAUCUUUCAAGCUCCAUUUGAGCUGCUGGAAACAUCCGGACCUGACGUUGUGCUGUCCACGUCACGCCGUCCGGCUGUUUUUAGCAGUGUUUCAGUGUUUUGGGGUGGAUUUUUCCUUUAAGGCGAACGUAGUUUCUGAGGUUGUCAGGGUUUAUGUGAUGAAAGCAAGUGUUUGCUCACAUUGCUGUUAUCAGUAUCCACUGACUUAACUUCCUGUACACAUCACUGGUGCAUGAUACUGUAUGUAUGUGGCAUUCUGUGAUUUGAUGUAUUAGAAUCACAUAGGAACUGUGUAUUACAGAACACCCAUUAAAGCAGUACUUAUACACGU